CUUUGUCUGUUUAUUAGUUUAUAAACAGCCAAAUUCUCUUUCCGCUACCAAUAAAAUGCCAACAAACAACUUUUUUUGCAUUGCUGUGAGAGUACUUCUAUCAUGUGAUAGUCAUGUGACUCCCUGAUGGAAUCAGUCUUUCAUCUUUAUCGUGUAACAAUUUUUCACUUUGUAAUUGUCUCAGCCUGCUUCUACCAUUGACUCGGAAACAGCUGCAGAGCUCAGCGGGACAAGCAUGGGCUUACACAAUAAUAUCCCGCUCAUCAUCAACAUGGGUAACAGCAUCAUUGGGGUUGCUGUUCUUGCCAUGCCAUAUUGUUUUCAACAAUGUGGAAUUAUACUUGGCAUGUUGCUGCUUUUAUUCUGUACCUGGCUGACACUGCUCUCGUGUAAAUUAUUAAUGAAGGCUGGUAUUACAGCUCGGCGGAGGUCUUAUGAAUUUCUAGCAUAUCAUACUCAUGGAGCCCCUGGGAAAUUCAUUACAGAAAUAGGGAUGAUUGGUAUGCAGUUUGGUACUCUCAUUGCCCAGAUGGUGAUCAUUGGUGACCUAGGCCCAAGUAUUGUGACCAAACUGUUUGGUCUAGCUAAUUUUUCUGGGAUGCGCACAAUUUUAAUUAUAACCCUUGGCCUUAGUAUAGGACUACCAAUGGGUUUGUUGAAAGACUUGAGAGCUAUCAGUAAAGCCAGCACUGUUUGUAUUAUUUGCUACUCUGUUUAUGUAUUCUAUGUUAUUGUUCAAUCGUUGCCUGAUUUGGUGAAAGGUGAUUGGAUUACAGAUGUCACCUUUUGGCGGACAAAAGGCUUGUUCCGAUGUUUACCCAUUUUUUCUUUUUCAUUUGGAUGCCAGUCGCAACUGUUUAUACUCUAUGAUGCCUUACCAGAGCCGUCCUUGAAAGUGAUUUCCUCAGUGACCAACAGCGCUGUCAAUCUGUGUGCUGCUGUUUAUUUGAUUGUUGGAUUUCUUGGUUAUAUUUCCUACCACACAUACGACAUUCCGGGUGAUAUUAUGAAUAUUUUUCCUAUAACUCCUGGAACUGAUGCCACCAAAAUGGCAUUUGUCAUUUCAACUGUCAUUACAUUCCCUGUCAUUAUAUACCCAUGCAGAUCCAGCAUCUACACUCUGUUUUUUGCUAAGCCAACUGACUCUACAGUGAGUUCUCAUCCCUUGUACGCUAAACAAGAUUCAGAAACCGAAGAAGUCCCAACUGAUGGAUUAGAUUUUUCAGAUUACUUCACACAAGAUAAGUCAAAACACCAUGAUGAUUUCCUGGCGCCAAACAGUCACAUGCCAGAAAGGCUAUUUAAAAUGAUCACAGUUGGUAUUGUGUUGAGUUCCAUGGUACUAUCUCUCUUGAUUCCUAAUGUGGAAAUUGUACUUGGCAUCAAUGGAGCUAUCAUGGGAACACUCAUCUGUUACAUCUUCCCUGCCUUGUUUUACUUGAAGGUGAUGGGCAGCAGUCCAGAGGACAAAAACAAAGCUCAGUUUUUACUUUUCGCUGGAAUAACAAUCUUACUUGUAAGCACCAUGGCAACACUGAGUCCUCUAGAGCCACAACAUGGCCACCAUCAUCACCGUGACCUCCCAGAACUGCUUCCAAAUAGAGCCACGCUGAGCCCUCUCAACCAGAAUGAAGUGUUAGCCCCUGACACGCCGCCUCCACUUGUGAAUAAUGAUGUCCAAGCCAAUGAUGGAAGGAGGAAAGAGCCUCCAAACCCUGACCCACCUGACAAAGUUGUGGAGGUCAAACAAAAAGUUGAUGUUGGAAAUCAACCAAUUGCAGCUCAGGAUCAAGUUGUUGAGAAAGUUGAGGAUGAUAAGUCCCAGGAGGAAGCAAUCAGAGCAAAGGAACUAGAGAAAGAAAAAAAACAAGAUGACCUGAUUGCUAAACUGGAGCAGCAUCGAGUGGAGCAGGAAAAGUUGAUAGAAGAACAGAAACAGUUGAUACAACAGUUUAAACUUCAUCAUCAAAAAGACAUGGAGGACAAGAAUCACCAAAUCAACCAGCCCCAGGAUGGGCAGCUGCAAGCCAAUCAGCAACAGCCUUUCCAAGAUCAAGGCCAUGCACCACAAGAUAUAGUACACCAUAACAACCUUCUUCAGGCUGAUCCACAGGGGGCACGGCUGAGUCAAGGUGAUACAAAUGAGAACAAACAGCAUUUUAACAUCGACUCCCCAGCAGCGCCUCAUGGAGACUUGCUAGCCGCCAAGCCUGCAAACUCGGUGCUGAAUGCACAAAAUGAGAAGGCACCGAUGGGAACUGAUGCCCCACUUUUACAGAAUCCUCCACAGAAUUUAGUAAACCAGCCGCAGGAACCCAUCCAGCCACAAGUUGAUAAAUUAUCUGACUUUGGUUCUGAAGAUCUACAUAGGUUAAAGAGAGACACUAACCAGACAUUGAAAGAAAGUGUCAAACUAAACCAGGGAGCAGAAGCUGCUCCUCUAAACUCGUCUGCUGACAAAUCUCAGGCGGACGCUGUCCCCUUACAAAAAGCAAUUGACAAUAAUAAUGCAGCCCCGACCCAGAAAGUUGUUGAAACAGAAUCGGGAGGCUCAACUAAACCAGCCAAUCCAUUGGUGGACAUUCACACUGUAAAAGUAAAUUCCAAAAAUCCAGAAAUGAGACGCAAGUUACGAUCUCUAGGGAUAAUGUGAUUUGGACAAAAAAAAAUACUACUUUUCAUCAUAUUGCUUAAAAAAAAAAAAUUCAAGUAUUAUAAGCUCUUAGUAAGAAGACUACUCCUAGUGUGAUAAAAUGGCACACUGUUCAUGAGUACAGUAAUGAGAAAUUGAAAUGUUUUUGAGUACCUCGUACUCUUGGUUAAUUAGCUUGCGUUUUCUUUUUCAUAGUAGGAAAGAAAAGGGCAUGCAUUCAUUGACAAUGUGCUGGUGUCUUGUUAAAUAUUGGAUGACUUUGUCCUUUCAUGCCCAGGCCUCCGGUAGUAAAUUGGUUUCUCUUAUGUCUCUCUCUCUUAUUUUAAUGACUGUUUUUCUCAAUGUGGGUGAACAUGUGUGUGCAUAAUUUGUUCCCUUGAACAUAUUGAAUGAAAUAUACCAUGUUUCUUUUUUGUUUUAUAUUAAUGCAUUUACAUAAUUUAUAACAUAAAUGUACAUUUCUCUUUAACAUUAUGGCAUUAGUGGUAAUGAAAAAAAAAAUGUUUUGAAUAACUAUGUGUUAAAUAUGAACAGUUAUUUCUUAAUUAUUUCUUAAUGUUAUUCAAAUUAUUGAUACCAAAAUAGAACUGGAUUUUUUUUGUUUAUAGUUCAGUUAGUUCCCCCCAUGUUUACUGGUAUUGAAGAAAAGUCUGUAUAGAAAACUUGGCAUUUCUUUGUUAGCACUAGUUGCUGAUAAUUCGCUUCUCAUUUGUUAUAUACAUUGAUAUUUGUAGUUAAAAGAAUUGACAACUUGACCAUUUGAACUAUAGGACCAAUACUUGAUUUGCUGUGGUGGAACCUUCAGUGUAUCUGAAUAGGAAUGUCUCUACAGUCACAUGAAAAGUGCUCAACAAGAUGAACCACGGUUGUUCUACCCCUAAAGAAGGCCAACAAUAGUACUUGAUUACUUUGAAAGAGGAAAUUUACAUUUGGCAGGUCACCUCGAAAGAAUGUCAGAGAACAGAGGAGCAAAGAUUGUUCUCUGUCAAAAACCGCAAAGACAGACCACGAGUAUGGUGGCUUGAUGAAUGUAGAGGCAGAUCUACAACAGCUAAGAAUCUGGGCUUGGAAACUUAAAGCGCUAGAUAGAUCAGAAUGGAGAGAUGUGCUAGAGCAGACAGGAACCCUCCAUGGGCUAUAGUGCAUCUGAAAUGGAUGUUUGGUUAUUAGAAAAGUCUUGUCUACUCCUUGGUUUGGUCCAGCCUUUCCCAUAUUGGUAAACCUACUCUGAUAUAAUCUUAUUAAACUACAGGUGUGAAUAUCAGGGUGAGUGAAAACUUAAGUGUUAGCUUAAACUUUUCACUCUUUUUUUCUCUUUCUGUCUGUUACUGACACAUUUCUGCUGAUAAAUUUCGACAGAAGUGACUUUUUUUUUUUAAACCGCCUUAUGAAUUUCUGGGAUAUUUCAACUGAUGUAAAAGUGCCAACCAUUAAAACAUAUACUUUAUAAAAAAAACUUUAUGUAAGACAUUUACCUGGGUGAUUUACAUAUCGACUGCUACUCUCUGUCACUUGUACAGUGGGGAUAGCCAACACCAUGUGUCGAACACAUAUCACACAACCCUACACUUGAACUGGUUGUGAAACAGGAGCACUUAAAACCAGAGAAAUGGCCUCAACUGGUUUUAGGUCUGGUAUUACUACUACCGUACCUUUGUUGAAUAAAUGUUGAUCAGAGGUUGAUUCAAUAUUAUACUUUCUAACAUCUUAUUUCAAAAGGUACUGACCUUUUUAGUCCCAACUUAACUCCAUCUCUCCGUAAUUAUUUUCCUUGUUCCGAUAAAAUUAUUCAUUUUGCUCAUUUGUAUUUCACUAUCCUGGUUAUGAUUAAACUUCAAUAACUUUUUGCUUCAUAUCAGAAAAUGUUAUAUUUAGUAUAGAACUAUUUUUUUUACAUAACACAAAUUUCAAAGUUUAUAAAUCCAAAAGCUCAAUGUAGUUUAAUGGGGUCAAGUCAAUGUUGGCAUCUUUAAUUAGGAAAGAGUUAAAACAUUUUAUUUUAAAGAAAACUAACAAACUUUAUUUCAGAUGUAGGCUACUUCUAUAUGUGAGCCUGAUAUAUUUCUAGGGAAAAGAUUCAAUUGAUUCUAUCAUUUACUUAUUUAUAUUGCACUGAACCAUAUAAAUGCAAAUGUCUUGUUUUUGAUUACUCUUAACAGCCUUGUACUGGUCUCUACCAGUACAGAAAUAUAAAUCUAAAAAAAUGUAUAAACUUAUUGACUUUGUUGAAUAUAUAAAAAGUACCAGUUUUUUGAGAGAAGAAAUUCUGGUUGGUUUAAUGUUAGCCCUGAGGAAAUCUGCUCAAUGUAAUAAUGAUGUACUUGUAUAUAGAUUGCUAUGAAUAUUUUGUGUCUCUCUUAAGAUUAUGUUUGAUUUUAUUAGAGUAUAUAUUUGUGUCCAAAUCUUGUCACAGUGUUAUCAAAUUCAAUAUCUGCUGUGAUGUGCCGUUUGUGGCCAAGUUGUUUACGUCUACAAAAACUUGUCCCUUUGAUGUUUUCUCUCCUCUCAGGUUAUAAUUUCCUACAAAAAUCCUGAUGCUUUAGAAUCUUAAUACAAUUACAUUAAUUCACAAGACAAGACGGCUGUUAUUAGUCCAUGACCUUCACCUAUUCAACUUGUGUGAUAAGAACUACCACUAAAUGUGUAAACAUGGAAACUAUAUCGAAGUACAGUAUGCCAGAAAAUUUGAUUUGACAGUUUGUAUUCAAAUUACAGCAAUGAAAGUACAUAUACCGGUAUUUAAAUAGUCUUUGGGUAUUUUUGGCUUAUAAUUUGAAAAUAAAUAAUUUUGUCUCAACUUACGCAUUGACUGACAUUACAUGUUUUAUUUUAUACAGAAUGAGUGCAUUAGCAUUUUUACUCUGAUAGUGUGAAGAAUUAUAAUCUCAGUUACUUGCCUUCUAUCAUUAAGUUUAUUGGCGCAACUUUUUAACUAAUUCCAUCCAUUCCUUUCUUGCCUUUUCCAUUAAUAUGAUUAAGAAAUAAUUUAAGAUUGUAUACCUGAUGUUGCCUAUCUGUUGUAGCAAGGUCUGUGCUUGUGAAAACAAUCUUGUUUAUGGUUGGUCGGCAGAUCCAGUGGAUCCUGUCAGUCAUGGCAACUGUUAUCUUCUUUACACUAUAGUUACAAAAAUUAUCUCCAAGAAGUUGUAUGCUUAUGUAACGCAUGAUUAGGCAACAAUACAGUGUACCAUUUUGAUCUUUAAUCUGUUAAUAUAGACUGCAAUAUAGGCCAAGCUUUUACAUUACAGUCCAUUUGUUUAAGAUGGGCCUGCAUAAGGCAUAGAACUUAGAAGAACUAAGUCAAUAACAUUCCCAGAAUAAUUUAGGGCCUCUAAAAAGACCAGCCAACUCUUUAGAGAGAGCAACUCAAAACCUAAAUUGAAGUUUUUUUCCCUUAUUUUGUAACAUUUUAUUUUAACAAUGGCAAAACUUACAUUGCUAUGGGAGAAAUAUUCUAACAUUAGUAACUAUGUACGGUAACUUAAGAAACCUUAAACCUUUGACAUUGUUUUCGUAUCAAUUUGACAUGUAUGUUUAAAAUUCAUUCUGUAAUAACUUUAGGAAUAAUUGUUUAUAAUCUUACAGUAACUUACCUGAUAGGAUGCUGUUAUGGCAUCUUGAUCUUGCAUCCACUAACUUAACAUUAACAUAUUAACUAAAGUAGCCAUUUUCUCAUAAGACAAAUCAGAUACUAGUAUAUGAUGAUAGACACAUUUGUGAUGCCAUGUGGUUCAUUGUUUUAUAUUGACUGUAAGAGGAAUUAAACUUUGAUUAUAG
Biomphalaria glabrata is the source of this 6430-nucleotide messenger RNA. RefSeq names its product putative sodium-coupled neutral amino acid transporter 10. NCBI's taxonomy places the organism in Eukaryota, Metazoa, Mollusca, Gastropoda, Planorbidae. The transcript has 19 exons. The coding region runs from base 236 to 2653 and encodes 805 amino acids. The record is from RefSeq and is a predicted model, not a curated record. Gene Ontology annotation, biological process: amino acid transmembrane transport. Gene Ontology annotation, molecular function: amino acid transmembrane transporter activity.